Molecule: messenger RNA, 1889 nt
Organism: Jaminaea rosea
Lineage: Eukaryota; Fungi; Basidiomycota; Exobasidiomycetes; Microstromatales
Product: cryptochrome
Exons: 3
Coding region: 84-1874 (596 amino acids)
Biological process (GO): photoreactive repair
Molecular function (GO): deoxyribodipyrimidine photo-lyase activity; FAD binding; damaged DNA binding
Source: RefSeq, a predicted model, not a curated record
AGUGCAGCUUUAAUGAAUAUUUGGCCGUCAUUCGAGCCACACCUUCUUGUCGCCUUCUAUCUCACCUCUUGUCGGUUGUCACCAUGCCCCGCAACAUCCUUCUCGCCGUACUCCGUGCGGACCUGCGAGUACAGGACAACCAGAUCUUCCACUUGGCCGCCGACCCGUCGCCCUCGUCCAACGCCUUCCGUAAGCCCAUCACGCACCUGCUCCCCAUCUAUGUCUACGAUCAGAAGAUGAUUGAGGUGGGUGGGUUUCACGGGCUUAAGAAAGGAGAACCAGCUACAGAGGCUAGGACGAGGACCGCUGGAUUCUGGAGAUGUGGAGAGCACAGGGCGAGCUUCAUCACCCACUCAGUGUACGACCUCCAAUCCCGUCUACGCUCCCGCAACUCAGACCUGUCUGUCUGGGCCGGUCAGCCAGAGAAGGUGGUAGCCGCCAUCGUCAAGGCGCUCAAGGGUCAGGGAGACGAGAUUGAGGCCGUGUGGAUGACGAGGGAGCAUAACACUGAGGAGAUGACGACGGAGAAGAAAAUCAAGAGCGCAUUGCAAGAAACCCAGACGCCGCUCAAGCUCAUCCAUGGCAAGGCGCUCGUUCACCCCGAGGAUCUCGACUUCUCCGUCAAGGACCUUCCCGACGUCUUUACCCAAUUCCGCAAGCGCGUAGAGGGAGGAGGAUUCCGUAAUCCGGUCCCUGCGCCGAAUAAGCUCAUGCCCUUCCCCUCCCUGCCCAAGAUCGAGAACGCUGCGGGCGUCUACUCGCUUGAAGGGCAGGAUCUCAACUCCGUCAUCUCUGCGCUGCACAAGCCCCUCUUCGACAAUCCUGCGCCUGGUAACCACACCAAGCUGCGUGAUUCCGAGCUGGACCAAGUACCGAGCGCUCUACCGUUCAAGGGCGGCGAGACCGAGGCGCUGGAGAGGAUGGAGCAUUACUUUGGCGGCAGCAAACCUCCUGCAGCGACGUACAAGGAGACGAGGAAUGGCCUGCUUGGGACAGACUACUCGACAAAGUUCUCAGCCGCACUCGGACUCGGCCUUUUGUCACCGAGGGACAUUGCGCAGAGAGCGCACAAAUUGGAUGCCGCUAGUGGGACCAGGAGCGGUGGAGGCUACUGGAUCAUCUUUGAGCUGUUGUGGCGCGAUUACUUCUUCUACGUGGGGUGGAAGUACGGAUCUGCCCUUUUCACCCAACGUGGAAUCGAAGGCGAGCUCGACCCCAAGGCGGCCGACCAAAAGCAGGCCUCGUGGGUCUAUCCGCAGUCCCUCGACGACCCCAACGAUGCCUUUGUCCGCUGGAUGAACGGCACGACAGGCGUGCCCCUCAUCGACGCCUCCCAGAAGGAACUCAUUCAGACCGGCUUCCAAUCCAAUCGCUCAAGGCAGAACGUGGCCUCCUUCCUCACAAAGGACCUAGGCUUCGAUUGGCGGUACGGUGCAGAGUACUUCGAGUCCCUGCUAGUGGACUACGACCCCAACUCCAAUUACGGGAACUGGCAGUAUGUCGCUGGCGUGGGCAACGACCCUCGCUCAUCCCGCCAGUUCAAUGCGAUCAAGCAAGCAAAGGACUACGACGGCAAGGGAGAGUAUAUGACCACCUGGCUCCCGCCAUUGAAGAAGUUGUUGCCGCAGAAUAGAAACGAGGUGCCUCAUCCCUGGACGCUGGGCGAGGGAGGGGUGCCGGAGGGAUACCCGAAGAGGCCAGUGGUGGAGACGGGUAUGUGGAAGACGCAUUAUGCUCCUCGAGAUGGCAAGAAUAGGCGAGGUGGGGGAGGAGCGGCUAAGCGUGGUGGGGGUGGGCCGGGAGGUGGACGUGGGCGAGGAGGCAGGGGUGGCGGCGGAGGAGGGGGACGUGGUGGCCGUGGAGGGCACCAAUGAUUGAAGGAAAGUCGA